Messenger RNA from Daphnia pulicaria, 927 nucleotides. Its product is annotated as EMILIN-2-like. The record is from RefSeq and is a predicted model, not a curated record. The transcript has 4 exons. The coding region runs from base 269 to 775 and encodes 168 amino acids. NCBI's taxonomy places the organism in Eukaryota, Metazoa, Arthropoda, Branchiopoda, Diplostraca, Daphniidae. Gene Ontology annotation, molecular function: protein binding.
AAAUCUGUUAUUUUUUCAAGUUAACGUUAGGUAAACUAAUUAUCGGAAACGAUUAACAGCAAAAGCCUCAAAAGAAGAUCUGGAGGAAGCCGUCGAACAAUUGACUACAGCAUUGGAUGCAAAAGCCUCAAAAUCAGACCUGGAAGCAACGAAUUUAGAAGUUUCAAAGUUGAAAGUGCUUACGAGUCCUAAUUCUAAUGGGUCAAUCCCCACCUCAUGUGAAGACCUCAAAACUUUCGGAUUCGUCAAAAGCGGAAUCUACUCCGUUAUGAUCAGCAAACAAGUCCAAAACGUCUACUGCGAUUUUUCUAAAUCAAACGAUGCAGGUUUGCAAAAAUGGAUUGGUAUCGUCGAUGUAAAAUCGGCACCUGUUUAUUUCCAAGCUCAACGGACAACUAGCUAUUCGACUGUCGGCAGCGUCGUUCCGUUUGAUUUAAUCAGACUCAAUGAUGGAAAGGCAUUGGACCCUUCCGGAGUAUUCGUCGCUCCUGCACCAGGAAAAUAUUUUUUCGGUUUUUCAGGUCUUAGUGAUAACGGUGCCCUCGCAAGAGUUGUGUUGGAGGUGAAAACUGCAAGUUCAUUGGAUUGGUCCAGAGUUGGAGAAGGGUACGGUGACACAACGUUUAAGACUUUCGCUUUCCACGCUACAUUGGAACUCCUCAAAGGCGACCAAGUUAGACUAGUCUUGACAGAAGGAGCCAUUCACGAUAGCGAUCUACAUUUCUACACUAACUUUUUCGGUGUUUUUAUCGCGCAAAACGAAUUAACGGUUUAAUUCUUUUUUCUGUUCUGAAAAUUCCUAAUCUUGAGUAGUAAUUUCUGUCUUUACUGGACAUCAAUGUUUUUCAUAGCUGACACAACAUAGUAGCUCACAUUAAUUGGUUAAUGAAAACUUUUUCGGAAAUAUACGUGAGAGAAGAAUUAAAA